GGAAGUGAAGUGAUUAAAGGUCGUAGUUCAUUUGGUGUCAACACAUGUGCGUUUGUCCUCACAGCCAUGCGUGUUUGUGGAGAAAACUUUAAAUUUCAGAGUUUGUGAUCUUUAAAAAAAACUUUAACAUGCCUAAAGACAUUUCAUCGAGCGAAGAUGAAGCGGACUCUCCCACUCUCAGCACGAAAUCACCUGAAAAGCAGAAAGAAAGCGGUGAGUGAACUCUGUGUGUGUCUGUGUGUGGAGGAGGAGGUGAAGCUGCUGUUGGUGCUAAAAGAGUCAGUUUACAGUCUCGGUACAUGUGACUGAAUAUAAUUAGAUCUUGUGUUUCAGUUCAUCAGUUCAACAUCUAUCCCUGAGACCCAAAUUAUGAACAGGAGGAUUAUUUAUAUGUGUAAUCCCAUAUUUAAUUCAGAGUUAUUAAGGCUAAUAGAGGAUAAAAUCACCAUCAAGAAGAUAUGAGUCAUUCUACCUGAACUGUCCGAAAUGGGGCUGGAAAUAUCACAACAUUUUUCCCAUAUGUAUUGUACCGCAUCUAAAGGUCACAUAUCUACUAAAAGAACUGUUAAUUUUUAUAUCGUAUUUUCAGAAUGUUUUUCAAUGUUUUACCUGUCCCAAAAUUUGUCACAACUGAAACAUUUUACUAAAACAAUAUAUAAUAUUAACCUUUUAAGUUUUUUUCUUCUCUUGUCUGCAGCUUUAAAUUUUUUACAAAAUUUUCAGGACAGUUUUCACAACUAAAUUAAUAAAAAUCAAUAUUUUAACAAAUUUCAAAAUUCGAAUUGUAAAAUUCUUCAAAAAUAAAAUUUAAUAUUUCCUUUAAAAUGUCUAAUUUUUAUCAGAUUGAUUCCAAAGUUAAUAUUUAAAGAAACAGAAUAUAAAGUUAUCAAAUUAGUGGGUUAAUAUAUUAGUUGAUAACUCAUUACAAACAACCUUGUGUUUCAGUCGUGACUUCACUGUUUCGGUUGUGGCAAGGUUACAACCCUCAAAUUUAGGCUAUUCCUACGGCGAGAAAGUCACAAACACUUAUUUCAUAAUAUGUUUGAUAGAAGAGUUUAAUUUUUGAAGAGAAAUAACCGCUUGUUUGUGGGGGAGCCCUGAGAAGUCAAAAACCAAGUGCAGCGGAGUUUCACAGCUCAAGGAAGAACAUUUAUUACUUUAUGGAAAUGCAAUCAGACCGAGACGCUAAGGCAGAAGAACAAACUUUUUUAUUUAAAUGAGAGUAAAAAUAAACUCUUUCUGGUAGAUUCUCCUUUUCUGAGCUGCUCCUGUUUUUUUCCGCCCUGAAAGUAAACUCACUGAGCUGAAAAACAACAACUUUCAUAAAUGUGUUUUUUCCUCACAUCUGUUAUUCUUGAUUUUAAUUGUCCGUUGUGUUAUUGAUCGAAUAAGUGCGUGCCUUUCAUAUCCACAGAUAAGAAGUCCACCAAGUUCGAGUGUCCUGCUGACUUUGUGUCCUUCUGCCAUAAACCCUGCAGCAGCACUCUGACAGAGAGUCUGAGGAACAACGAGAGCGAGCUGUGGCUCAUCAAAGCUCCUGCUAACUUUAACCCAGAAUGGUGGGUACAAUCCCACCUCACACUUAUUCAUGAGGAAGAAAACACACAUAGAUGUUCAGUUUUCAGAGACUUUUGUCUUUGCAAAUUUGAUGGUCAUUCAGUGAAGAGAUUUGCAUGAAUUCAGAUCCAAAUCAGAGUGAAAGGUCAGGUGGUCUGCAAGGUCCAGAUGUUUGGUUUAAACCUCUGAACUUUGACAUGUUUGUAUGUCUGACCUUGUCUCCCCUCCCUUCGUCCAGCUUCAGUAGUAUGAAGGUGCCGCUCUCUGGUCUCCGGACGAUGAAGGUUCGUGUAGCUGCAGGCGGAGAGCAGACCAGGAGCAGCAAACAGAUCUACAGCGUCCUGGCGUCCACGCAUGCAUCCUCAGAUUUGUGUCUGCUCACCAGCGACAAGCAGGAGUCAGGUCGAGCAGCUUUUGGCCCCGCCUUCUGCGGCGUGCUGAACAUUUGUGAGAGUUACGGAGACAGCAGCACCAAUCAGGCGCCUCAGGUCAUCCCCGCCACUCCAGCGCCCUCCAUCCCACCGGGGCUCAGGCAGCGGUUUCACCCCUUUGGCAGUAGGACCCCCACGCUGACCUGUAAGGCGAAAAGGGAGGCAGACGGACAGGCGGAGGAAGAUGAAGGGCAAACAAAGAAGAAGAAGAGAAAGAAAGAAAAAGGAGUAAAAGCAGAGCGAGCAGAUGAGGAGGAGGUGAAAAUAAAGGAGGAGCCUGUGGCUGAAACUCAGGAGGAACUGAUGAUGGAGGUCAGUGACGCAGUGGAGGAGAAGAGGAAGAAGAAGAAGAAAAAGAAAGACAGAGAGCGAGAGGAGGAAGGUGUGGAGCACAGCAUGAUGGUGAACAUGGAGGAAAUAACGGUGAAAAGUGAACCAGUGGACACUUUGUACGGAGAUGUCGUGGACGGUUCAGGGAAGAAGAAGAAAAAGAAGAAGAAAAACAAAACUGAUGAUGACUAAAUGUUUGUUUUUGACCUUAUGAACCUGUUUCAGAGACACUUUUUAAUAAUAAUGAACUCCAGAUUGUUGCUGGAUCACUCAGUGUUCGGGUCACUUUGGCAGGUCUUGACAUUCAGACGGAAUAAACAACAUCUGAAAUCAGUGGAACUCUCACAUGAAAUAAAGAGAUUUGAUCCCAGAGUGUGUGAGGAAAACACUCCUCCAUCAUCCUGAGGUCAGAGGGGGACAGUUUCAUGUAUCGAGAGCCACGGGCGUCUCUGACGACAUCAGGAUCUGUGUGUUUUCUGCCAAACUGUGUUGUCAUGUUUGUGUAUAUUUCUACAGGUUUAGAACUAAAGAUGGAAGAAUGAUUCAUCCUGAAGGUAUUCCCUUAUUUUGAAAGGGUCUGAGUCAUGAAUUGGAGAAAUGAUUUGUGUGCAGAAAACCACAUGUCAGAAAAUAAAACCCAGAAGUGAUCAAAGACAGAAAAUAAAAAGCAUGUGUUUUUGUCCUGCA
This is a messenger RNA of Xyrichtys novacula (pearly razorfish), 3005 nucleotides long. Lineage: Eukaryota; Metazoa; Chordata; Actinopteri; Labriformes; Labridae. The record is from the annotation of a GenBank genome assembly.